AUGCGGAUCACUUAUACAUCAAUUAAAGAUAUUACUCCAAAGACAAGGGAUUGGAAAAUCAAAAUGCUCGUGGUUGAAAAAUCCCCCAAACGAAUUGGGCAACACUCAUCAGUAAAAUACCAAAAUCUAAUGUUGGUAGAUGAACAGGGAAAUCGUCUGCAAGCAACAAUAUUUGGAAAUGAUAUUAAUUCAAGAGAAGACUCUCUACAGAUGUUUCGAUCCUAUUAUAUUAUAAACGCAUAUGUCAAGCUACUGGAUCCUAAAUAUCAAACUGAGUCGCAUCAAUACCAAUGGAUUAUAAAUGCAAAAACAAUCAUCGAAGAGAUACCAGAAAAUGAACAACAAGUAAAAAUACCAAAGUACAACCUCAUUCCCAUUAACGAGUUGGAUGCUUAUAAGGAUUCAAUUGCAGAAAUAGAUCUCUUAGCAGUUGCUCUUCACAUCAAACCUCCAAAAGAAAUAACAUUAACAAAUGGACCAGCUACUCUUCAAGAGAUCUAUGUUAUAGAUCAAAGCUUCAAUCCUAUCUCGUUGACUAUGUGGGGUCGUUUUGUUCAAGAUGAAUGCAAAAAAAUUUCUGAAAUAAUCGAAACAAAACCAAUUCUACUUGCAACAAAGCUCAAAGUUCGUUCUUACAAUGGACUAUCUCUUUCAUCUCGACCAGCAAGUGCAUUUACAAUCAAUCCUCUUAUCCCUGAAGCAAAACCACUGCAAAGAUGUUGUCGAGCAUAUGUUGAAGUUGACGACGGGACAGGAAAAUUAGCAGCUGUUAUGUUUGGUGAACUUGCAGAAAAAGCAUUGGGUCAUUCAGCCAUUGAUUUCAUGAAUCAAACUGGAGAGGAACAUUUACCAUUUAUACAAAAAAUGGCAUCAGAAGCUUCAGAAAAUCAGUGGAUGAUUCAACUUGCUGUAGACCCAGAAAUAUUCAACCAACAAAAACACAAAAACUUCAAUGUUAUCUCCAUCGAUCCUGUCCAAUAUGGACCUGAGCUUGAAUGA
Molecule: messenger RNA, 999 nt
Organism: Carya illinoinensis
Lineage: Eukaryota; Viridiplantae; Streptophyta; Magnoliopsida; Fagales; Juglandaceae
Product: replication protein A 70 kDa DNA-binding subunit D-like
Exons: 7
Coding region: 1-999 (332 amino acids)
Source: RefSeq, a predicted model, not a curated record